Sus scrofa (pig) is the source of this 698-nucleotide messenger RNA. It is a transcript of the gene SDHAF3, whose product is annotated as succinate dehydrogenase complex assembly factor 3. NCBI's taxonomy places the organism in Eukaryota, Metazoa, Chordata, Mammalia, Artiodactyla, Suidae. Gene Ontology annotation, biological process: mitochondrial respiratory chain complex II assembly; succinate metabolic process. The record is from RefSeq and is a predicted model, not a curated record. Gene Ontology annotation, cellular component: mitochondrion; mitochondrial intermembrane space.
GCUGGUAAAGUGGGCGGGCACACAUCAUCAAUCUGCGCAGGCGCGGUCUGUGGUCCACGCGCGGGAUUAUGCCGGCGCGGCACGUUUCACGAGUUCGGGCUCUGUAUCGGCGUAUUUUGCUGCUGCACCGGUCUCUGCCCCCAGACCUCAAAGCCCUUGGCGACCAGUAUGUGAAGGACGAAUUUAGGAGACAUAAGACCGUUGGUUCUGAAGAGGCCCAGCGUUUCUUGCAGGAAUGGGAGGCAUAUGCAUCAGUGCUAUGGCAACAAGCUAAUGAAAACAGAGAAAAUUCAACUGAAAAAGCAUGUUUUGGAAUCUCCUUACCAGAAGAAAAACUUAAUGACUUUCGUGAUGAACAGAUUGGACAGUUGCAGGAGUUGAUGCGAGAAGCCACUAAACCCAAUAGGCAAUUUAGUAUUACUGAGUCCAGGAAACCAAAAUUUUAGUCUAUACAGUAAAGCUUAACAAAGCAUUUUAAGUUCAGAGCCGCUAUUUUAGUCAUUGGUUUUUAAAGUAUAUUAAGCUUUUUGGCUUUGAAAAAGCCAUAAAUAAAAGAAAUUUCAUCAACAUUAGGCAAUUUUAUAUGCUUUCUGUAAUAAACAGAUUAAGAUUGUGAAUGGAUAAAACCUUACAUCAUUGAAGUAAUAGCACUUGCUGCAUGGGAUUUUUUUUUUUUUUUUUUUUUUUUUUGGACUAAG